Linum trigynum is the source of this 4833-nucleotide messenger RNA. The record is from the annotation of a GenBank genome assembly. NCBI's taxonomy places the organism in Eukaryota, Viridiplantae, Streptophyta, Magnoliopsida, Malpighiales, Linaceae.
AAGCGAUUAUAAGAUGUUUGACCGUCUCCAGAAUGACCUCCAACACCUACGACUGACUCGGUGUAAACGAACAUCUCGGCUUUAGAAAGUUUGUUGGACCUCAAGAAUUCGAGCAUGGCAUCUACCUCAUCCUGAGUGGUUAUGAGAUAUUCCUCGUGCCACAACGACCCGCCUUCUCUGUUUGGAUAUCGGUACACCAUACAAUCAACUCUUCUCGUGCCAUCCAUGCAAGUAACGUUAGUACACAUUUGAUAGAGGUCUUCAAGCAUCGGUCUGGUAGCGACCUUUAUUUUGUGAAAAUUGCCACGACGUAGGUGACCCCCUUUCCGCUCUCUUCCGUGUAACCAUUCCAUCGUAACCCAAGCGUGAACUUUUGGAAUGCCAUCUGCAAAAAAAAAAAAAAAAAAAAAACAAUAGUUCAACUAAUAUCAUAAAAAUCACAAUUCACAAUAAAAAGUAAUACAAAAAAACUUACGAGUUAACGUUAACCGUAAAAACACUAGAGAAAUAUGGAGCUACAAUAGAAAAUUGAAAAGAGAGAAGAAGAGGUGUGAAGAGAAAAAGAUUUGUCGGCUGCUUUUUAUAGGCAAAAUCAUCAAUGAAAACCGCACCUUAGAGGUGCGUUUUUCAUCUGCCAUGCAGGCCCACGUCUGUGAAUCUGCAUGGCUGCUUGUCUGGUGACGGAAAAUAAUUGACACACAAACCGCACUUGGGGGGUGCGGUUUUGCUAGGUCAGUCCAAAACCGCACCUCGACCAAGCGGUUUUUGUAGGUCAGACCUAAAACCGCUUGGCCAAGAUGCGGUUUUGGCCUAGGAUAAUAAACCGUACCUUAGAGAUGCGGUUUAUAUGUAAAACGCACUUUGGAAGUGCGGGUGCUAUUUUUGUAAAUAUUUUCGGCUGGAUGCUAUUUUGGUAAUUUAUUUUCUAAAUAGUGCUAUUUCUGGAAAAAUCCGGAUGAAAAAAGGCCGAGCGAAUCCUCAAAACUGGAGAAAAAAUAUAUUUAAUUACGCAUCCAAACAUGGCGCCGCAGCGCCGCGCCGUGUCUCAAACUCCUAGGCGAUUCAUUCAAAGACCGUAACCACAGUGGGAAUCGAUCUAUGGAUUGGAGUCCAUGCCUGUUUCGUUUUCUUUGUCAUUUCUGGGUUGAGAAAUGAUAUUCUCUUCUGCUGGUCCGGCGAUUCUGGAUAGCUGAAGUGAAAGCUAAUGGACAAAAUGGCGCAGUCUCAACUGGAGGCCCACCAUUGUCCCAUGGCCGGCUGCGAUAACCUCUCACUCCAAACAUGGAGGGCGGCGACAAACCGCAGCACCCGAAACGAGGAUUUUCUUUCGGUCCCCAAUCAUGGCCCUUUCUGCCAGAGAUCGAGUGCGACAAAUCGGUUCGGAGGAUAUACAGCAGAGGAGGCCAUGGAUUAUGGAGACGUGACAUCGACAUGGCACCAAGAUACUGCGUUACGUCUCCUAGUUCGCCUUGAUUUCGACAUAAAUGCCCGACUACAGAGUAUCCCCUACCACAAAUCCUGAUUAUGGAGAAGAAGAGUGGGAAUCAGGAGCUGAACCCAUUUCAGUACCGUCACCCUCUUCUACUGUUGUUCUGCGUUCUGCUUUUCUGCUUAUACCCAUUGAAUGGGGAACUAGCCGACCCGAUUGGCCACGGGUACAGAGUUAUAUCAGCCGGAAUCGAUCCCUCGGCCGGCAACUCCUUCGUCGUCGACCUGAAGCUGAUCAACCAGUCUUCAGUUUUUGGUCCUGACAUCGAGAGACUUACACUCACUGUCAGCUUCGAGACGGAGGAUCGCCUGCGGAUACGUAUCACAGAUGCCAAACACAAGAGAUGGGAGAUCCCUCAAGAAAUCAUCCCACGUCAAAAUAACACCUUGGACUCGAACUUAGCCCAUCACCAUUCCGAGCAACAAGGCCUCGUUUUAUCAGUCCCGAACUCAGACCUCACCUUCACACUCCUCAACGCUACUCCAUUCGGCUUCACCGUGUCUCGCCGUACCUCGGGGGACGCCAUUUUCGAUGCCUACCCGAACCCAUCGGAUCCGGAGACGUUCCUGGUAUUCAAGGACCAGUUUAUCCAACUCACUUCUUCACUUCCCGGCGAGAAAAGGGCUUCACUUUAUGGUUUGGGAGAGCACACAAAGAAGUCAUUCAAGCUGGUGCCUAAUGAAACACUCACAUUGUGGAACGCCGACAUUGCUAGCUUCAAUCCUGAUGUCAAUCUCUACGGGUCUCACCCCUUUUACAUGGACGUUCGGUCAGCAUCCCCUGACGGUAAGGUGAAAGCCGGCACAACUCAUGGAGUUCUGUUGCUUAACAGCAACGGCAUGGAUGUAACUUAUGACGGUGAUAGAGUUACUUACAAGGUUAUUGGUGGAGUCAUUGACCUGUACAUUUUUGCUGGGCCAACACCAAAUUUGGUACUGGAGCAGUACACAGAGCUCGUUGGCAGGCCGGCUCCUAUGCCAUACUGGUCUUUCGGGUUUCAUCAAUGCCGAUGGGGCUACAGAAACGUUUCGGAUCUUAAAGGGGUAGUUGCUGGUUAUGCAAACGCUGGUAUACCCCUGGAAGUAAUGUGGACCGAUAUUGAUUACAUGGAUGCAUACAAGGAUUUUACUCUUGAUCCCGUCAAUUUCCCACCUACUGAGAUGGAUAAGUUUCUUGCAAGUUUACACCAAAAUGGUCAGAAAUAUGUCCUCAUCUUGGAUCCUGGUAUCAGCAUAAACUCGUCAUAUGCAACUUAUACAAGAGGAAUGAAGGCUGACAUUUUCGUCAAACACAAUGGGUCUCCUUACGAGGGCGUGGUUUGGCCUGGACCAGUCUACUUCCCUGACUUUCUCAAUCCAGCAACUGCAGAAUUUUGGGGCAAUGAGAUCAAGAUGUUUCGAGAGAUUCUUCCCUUCGAUGGCAUAUGGCUUGACAUGAACGAAGCAUCCAAUUUCAACACCACUUCUCCCACUCCCAAUCAAUUCUCACCCUUCGAUGAUCCUCCAUACAAGAUUAAUGAUGCUGGAGUGAGACGGCCCAUUGAGAACAACACACUGCCGCCGACAGCUCUCCAUCACGGCGAUGUUGCAGAGUACAACGUUCAUAACAUGUAUGGGAUGUUGGAAUCGAAAGCCACCAAUGCAGCUUUGGUUAGUUUGACUGCAAAGAGGCCGUUCAUACUUUCUAGGUCCACAUUUGUGGGUUCUGGGAAGUACACAGCACAUUGGACCGGGGAUAAUGCCGCCACAUGGGAUGAUUUGGCUUACUCCAUUCCGUCGAUUCUUAACUCUGGACUCUUAGGACUUCCAAUGGUUGGUGCAGACAUUUGUGGGUUUGCUCGGAACACAACCGAAGAGCUUUGCCGGCGUUGGAUUCAGCUAGGCGCUUUCUACCCAUUUGCAAGAGACCAUUCUGCCAUAGACACAACACGACAAGAACUCUAUCUCUGGGAUUCAGUAGCUGCGACAGCCAAGAAAGUGCUCGGGCUGCGCUACCAGUUACUUCCUCACUUUUACACCCUUAUGUAUGAGGCACACACCAAAGGAACCCCCAUAGCACGCCCUCUCUUCUUCUCCUUCCCUCAAGACAUUCAAACUUACGACAUCAGCUCGCAGUUCCUACUCGGCGACAGCAUAAUGGUAUCCCCUGCGUUGAAGCCUGGUGCUAUCUCAGUCGAUGCCUACUUCCCAGCAGGCAACUGGUUUGAUCUCUUCAAUUUCUCCAAUUCAGUAACUGCACCGGAGAAAGGAGAGUGCAUAAACCUGCCUACUCCAGCAGACCACAUUAACGUUCAUGUUCAGGAAGGAAGCAUCGUGGCUUUACAAGGAGAAGCCAUGACAACAGAGAAAGCUCGAGAGACGGGAUUCCAUCUCCUUGUUGUAGUCAGUGAGAGUAACCAAAGCCACAGCUUUGGACAAGUUUUCUUGGACGAUGGGGAGAGCGUGGAAAUGGGCGGCGGUGAAGGUGAGAGGUGGAGCUUGGUAAAGUUUCAUGCUCGCAAAGUUGGAGACAUGGUUAUCGUUGGAUCGGAGAUAGAGAAUGGAGAGUUUGCAAUGAGCAAGAAGUGGGUUGUAAACAAAGUGACGAUCUUGGGAAUGGACAAUAGUCAGAAGGGGAUGUCUUUGGGAGGCACGAAAAUGGAGGGGGGAAGGAAGAUGAAGCCAAGUACUGUGAGGACAAGUGUUGUGAAUGGCAAUGGGAAGUUUGUUGUAUUCGAGAUUUCGGGUUUGUCUUUGAAAAUUGGACAAGCGUUCCAGUUGAAGGUGAGAUAUGGCAAGGAAGAAGCGACCACCAGCGUUGCCGUGUAUCGGAAGGAAAAUGGUGACUGGUCAUUGGAUGUUUAGAAGACCCAGUGAACUCCCAGGUUUCAAUCGGAUUGGAUUCGCCAGCUUCUCUGUGGUAACUGCCCCUGCAGCCUUUACGCCUUCCUUCAACCAAUUUUUCCUCCUCGUCUUCCCUGUUACCCGUUUCCUCCUCUCGUUUCUGUUUUGUUUUGGUAGAAAGAUUUGAUGUGAUCCAAAUCCGAAGAGAACCCUCACAUGCCACAUGUACACCAACUAUUAAUGAACUCGUUCCCAGCAUUAAUUCUCUUAUGCACCAUCACGUGAGUGGCAUAACGAGCAGCAGCUAUAAUCGUCCACUUAUCCAUUAAAAAUGCUCCCAAUUGAUCCUUAUAUCUUUCAAUUCGAAUCUUCAUUUUUGGACCACGGGAGUUAAAUACCGUGCUAGUCGAUAUCACAUCAUUCCCUCUCUCUUGAAGAAGAUUCGACCUCGAAUCUUUACAGAAUCUUGAUCUCUGAUCACCUCCAUUCGUCUUGGUCUUCCAACAAAAUUGUCUUGGUAGU